GGGGAGGAGAGAAAAGCCGAGCGGAGCGGGGUAGCGCAGCGCUUCUCCUCCCUCCCCUUCCUCCUCCUCCUCCUCCUCAGGGCCGAGCGGAGCCCUCCGCCCGGCGCACGCAGAGCGGAGCCCGGACCAGCGGGGGCGCCGCAGCCUCCCCGCAGCCGGGGCUGCGCGCUGCCCCUCACCUCUCCGCGCUGCCAUGCCGCUCCCCGCCCGCCGCCUGCUGCUGCUGGCCGCGCUGCUCUGCGGAGGAGCCGCGGCCGCUCGAGUUAACAAGCAUAAGCCAUGGAUUGAAACGACGUAUCAUGGGAUAAUCACAGAAAAUGACAACACAGUUCUCUUGGACCCCCCUUUAAUAGCCCUGGACAAAGAUGCACCUCUGCGUUUUGCAGAGAGUUUUGAGGUGACAGUCACCAAAGAAGGUGAGAUUUGUGGAUUUAAAAUUCAUGGGCAAAAUGUCCCCUUUGAAGCAGUGGUAGUGGAUAAAUCCACUGGUGAGGGAAUAAUACGCUCCAAAGAAAAACUCGACUGUGAACUGCAGAAGGACUACACGUUCACCAUACAGGCCUAUGACUGUGGGAAGGGACCAGAUGGAGCAAAUGCAAAAAAAUCCCACAAAGCAACAGUACACAUUCAGGUGAAUGAUGUUAAUGAGUAUUCUCCAGUGUUCAAAGAGAAAUCGUACAAGGCAACAGUUAUUGAAGGGAAGAGGUAUGACAACAUCCUGAAAGUGGAAGCGGUGGAUGCAGAUUGCUCACCUCAGUUCAGCCAGAUCUGCAACUAUGAAAUUGUAACUCCGGAUGUUCCUUUUGCUAUUGACAAAGAUGGUUAUAUAAAAAACACAGAAAAGUUGAGCUAUGGCAAAGAGCAUCAGUAUAAACUGACAGUAACUGCGUAUGACUGUGGGAAGAAGAGAGCUGCUGAGGAUGUAUUGGUUAAAAUUAGCAUUAAGCCUACAUGCAAGCCUGGCUGGCAAGGUUGGAGCAAAAGAAUAGAAUAUGAGCCUGGUACUGGUUCUUUAGCACUCUUCCCAAGUAUGCGUUUGGAGACAUGUGAUGAACCAAUAACCUCAAUUCAGGCAACAGUUGAACUAGAAACCAAUCAUAUUGGGAAAGGCUGCGAUAGAGACACCUAUUCUGAGAAAUCCAUUCACAGACUCUGUGGUGCUGCUUCUGGCACAGCUGAACUGCUUCCUUCUCCAAGUAGUGCUGCAAACUGGACGAUAGGACUUCCUACUGAUAAUGGUCACGACAGCGACCAAGUCUUUGAGUUUAAUGGCACACAAGCUGUGAAGAUUCCAGAUGGUGUUGUCACAGUCAAUCUGAAAGAACCCUUCAUGAUUUCAGUGUGGAUGAGGCAUGGGCCUGGAACCAAAGAGAAAGAGACAAUUCUUUGCAAUUCAGACAAGACAGAUAUGAAUCGACACCACUACACCCUGUACCUGCACAACUGCCGCCUUGUUUUCCUUUUCCGACAAGAUCCUUCAGAGGGAAAGACAUACAAGCCUGCAGAAUUCCAUUGGAAGCUAAAUCAAGUUUGUGACAAAGAAUGGCACCAUUAUGUCCUCAAUGUUGAAUUUCCUGCAGUGACUCUGUAUGUAGAUGGUGUUUCAUAUGAUCCUUUCCCAGUGACUGAAGAUUAUCCGCUUCAUCCUUCGAAAAUAGAAACUCAGCUAGUAGUUGGGGCAUGCUGGCAAGAAUAUACAGGAAAUGAAAAUGACAAUGAAACCCUGCCUGAGACCUCUGCAGGUGGGGAGCUCCGCAUGGCUCAGUUCUUCCGAGGCAAUCUGGCAGGUUUGAUGAUUCGUUCUGGUAAACUGGAGAACAAGAAAGUGAUAGAUUGCCUGUAUACCUGCAAGGAGGGACUGGAUUUGCAAAUUGCUGAUGGUGUUGGCAAAGGCGUGAAGAUCCACAUGAACCCUAGUCAGUCAGCAGUGACCGUAGAAGGGGAUGACAUUGACAGAGUUGAUAAGGCCAUGCAGCACAUUUCCUAUCUGAAUUCUCGCCAGUUCCCCACACCUGGAAUCCGGAGGCUUAAAAUCACCAGUACUGUCAAGUGUUUCAAUGAAGAGGCCUGCGUCUCUAUUCCUUCUGUGGAGGGAUAUGUAAUGGUCUUGCAGCCAGAGGAACCAAAAAUCAGCCUGAGUGGCAUCAACCAUUUUGCCCGAUCUGCUUCAGAGUUUGAGAGUUCUGAGGGCAUUUCUCUCUUCCCUGAGCUUCGCAUAAUAAGCACCAUUACACGGGAGGUGGAGCCAGAUGGAGAUGGGGAUGAAGAUCCUACAGUACAAGAGUCUUUGGUUUCUGAAGAAAUCAUGCAUAACCUGGAUACGUGUGAGGUGACAGUGGUGGGAGAAGAACUAAAUCAAGAUCAAGAAAGCCUGGAGGUUGACAUGACACGAUUACAGCAGAAAGGCAUUGAGAUGAGUAGUUCCAACCUUGGCAUGAUCAUCACAGGAGUUGAUACUAUGGCUAGCUAUGAGGAAGUUUUGCAUUUGAUACGCUACAGAAACUGGCACACGGUUUCUCUUUUUGACAGAAAGUUCAAAUUGGUUUGUUCUGAGCUUAACGGGCGCUAUGUCAGCAAUGAGUUUAAAGUAGAGGUGAAUGUUAUCCACACAGCUAACCCCAUUGAACACGCUAAUCACAUAGCUGCACAACCACAGUUUGUACAUCCGGUGCACCACACGUUUGUUGAUCUGUCUGGUCACAACCUAGCUAACCCUCAUCCAUUUUCAGUUGUUCCAAGUACAGCCACUGUUGUGAUUGUAGUUUGUGUGAGUUUCCUGGUUUUUAUGAUCAUUCUGGGAGUGUUCAGAAUCCGAGCCGCACAUCAGCGAACAAUGCGUGACCAGGACACUGGAAAGGAAAAUGAGAUGGACUGGGAUGACUCUGCAUUGACCAUCACUGUGAAUCCUAUGGAAACUUAUGAAGAUCAGCACAGCAGUGAAGAAGAGGAGGAGGAAGAGGAAGAGGAAAGCGAAGAUGGAGAGGAGGAUGACAUCACUAGUGCAGAGUCUGAAAGCAGUGAGGAAGAAGAAGGCGAGCAGGAGGAGGACCAACAGAAUGUUAAUAGACAGCAACAGCUGGAAUGGGAUGACUCUACCCUCAGUUAUUGAUUCUAGCUGUUCCCUUUGUCUCUGUUUCUGCUCUAGAAGACUCCACUGUAAUGCACUCCAUUGUUCCCAAGGAUUCAUGGUGUUUAAAAAAAAAAAUCAUUCUGGCCAGUAGAUUCAACCAACACACAUCCCAGUGUUUGUGUUCUGUCAGCUAGUUCCUGAUGCUGUUUCUAGAGUUGUAGUUAGCACCUCUUUUCCUUCAGCCAUGCCUCAGUGACUGGAUUUUUUUACACUAUGUGAGGAACCACCCUGCACUUUUUCUUCAUGUCAUCUCAGCUAAGUGACUGCAGAUCUGUAGCCAUUGCACAUGAAUUUCUGAACUUUUUUUUUUUUGCUCUGUGAAACAAUUCCAGCUUUGUUCCUUUUUGUCUUUCUGAAAGAUGCAAAGAUUGCUUGUUGACAAAGGGUAAAGCUGCUCAUUUCAGCCUGUUGAUUUCUUUUAAUUUUUUUUCCCAAGUUAGUGCAUGUGUAAAGUGGCAGAAUGAGGUUAAUACGUAGAAGAUUAACAGACUUUUUAAUAUUUUGUAAAUAUAUUGGAAUUAUGUAAUUAUGUCAUUUGUGGUAGUGAAAACAGGGAUUGGGGUUUAAAACAUGCUAAAGUAAAAAAUCAUGAAGCAUGAAAUAAUACAAGUCUCAUACUGCUGCAGCAGGAGCACGGGCACAGUUAUCUAGUGUAGAUGUGUCAGUAAUGCAGUGUCCUUGGCCUUGACUGCCAUGUUCACUCAUGCCCCGCUCUGGUUUUUCUUUUUUUUGUUGGUCUCUGAUUUCCUUUAUAUUUGCAGAGGGAACAGACAAGCUUAUGAGAAACUGUAAAGGCUUUUAGGAACUUCUGCAGAGGUUCAACUGCCCUGCCUAACAGUUUGUUGGUUCGUUUUCUUGUCGUUUUGUCAUUUUUUUUUAAGAAAUUUUCCAGUGAAGUUUUAGCAUAAGCACUGUUUAAGUUAUUGGGAGAAGAACACUACGUGGAUGGUGGGCAAAUCAGGCUGUGGAGUGCUGUCACAGCACCUGCUUACAGCAGGGCUGCCUGUGGUGCAGCGAUGGUCUGUUGGAGCUGCUGGUUGAGUGCAUUUUGUUCAGUUGGUUGGUUGUCCCACUGGUGACUGAAGCUGGAAAGCCUGCGACCUGUGUACCUGCACACCUUGGCUACCAGUCUACAUAGAUAGGUGUGAGGGGUUUUUUGACUGUUCAGUUUGUCUCAUUUGGGAAUGGGAGGGUUUGGGGCAUAGCUGAUACCAUUUCUAUUAACGCACUCCUGCUCAUUCCCUGUAGCUCCUUGUACAGUAACUUGGACUGUUGGUGUAUUAAGCCUUUGUUUACACUUAGUAAUUGUGUUUUCCUGCUGGUGAAACUAUAGAAUAAAUUAUCCAACCAGAAAACCUUGGGAAUCACAUUAAUACUAUUCCAAGUCAUGGCUGAUUUUGGUUGUUUCUGAUGAAAGUUUGAACUUGGAAUUGCAAAGGACUUUUUAAACAAUGACUGAAAGGUACGAAAAGUGAGUUAUGACCCCAUGGUGGAGAGUGCUAGUGUUUGGAAAGGCAGGACUUGUCCAUUUAACUUUAUUUGUCCUAUGCAGAGCCUCGAAUAAUGGAUACCUGCUUACUUGAUUUGUUUUUUUUAUGUUUGGAGGUGGAUUAAAGAGUAACUUGUUUUGCUUGUAACAGGAAACUAGGACUCCAUUCACUCCUCAGCACAGUAAGCAAAGUUGCAUUUGUUUUUUCCUAUAUGUAAUCUGCCCAUGUUCCAGGUGCACACAGCCCAUUCACAGCAGGCUCCUUAGUGGCCAGCAGUACCCAGCAGGGAAACGUUGCACUGGAUAAGCCUGCUAGAGGAGCAAGCCAAAUGGUGGGAAAGGAGUGGGAGGAAAAGGGUCAUAACUCAAAAAGAUAAAGGUUGGUCCAGAUGUUUGCAGUUUUGGUUUUCAGAGCAGACCUCUUCUCUAGCAUGCAUCUUGCCUCCUGAUGGAUGUAAUGGGAUCUAAUGGUGGGUUUUAGCUGGGGUAACAGAUUUGACUCUGUGGAGUGCCUUUUACAAUACUAGAUGGACCUGGAAGCAGGAGGGAGAACCCACCCAACGAGCUUACUGGUUUUUUUUGUGUUGGUUUUUUUUUUUAAUGUAAAAUUUUAGAUUUCUAAAAUGGGGAAAUGGUUUUGACUACUUAUGUGGUAAUAUAACUGCUAGUUUUAAGUUAACUGGGAAACUUUUAACUUAUGUCUGACAGUUGUCUUGUGUUAAUGUGUAGAAGACUUAUCCUUCCAUAUACUGUCACUGUAGCUGCUGUAUUUUAGACUAAAGCUGAUCAUGAGUUAAUGGUAACACUGAGAGGUUGUGAACGUCCUGAUGCAGUUAGUAGCCACUGUGGGUAUAACUCUUCAGAUGCAUAUAUUGGUAAAGGUCAGUUUGGAAAGUCUAUAAGCUACAAUAAAUUUCUGGUUCUAAAG
Molecule: messenger RNA, 5547 nt
Organism: Lagopus muta (rock ptarmigan)
Lineage: Eukaryota; Metazoa; Chordata; Aves; Galliformes; Phasianidae
Gene: CLSTN1
Product: calsyntenin 1
Exons: 19
Coding region: 194-3109 (971 amino acids)
Biological process (GO): positive regulation of synaptic transmission; homophilic cell-cell adhesion; positive regulation of synapse assembly
Cellular component (GO): postsynaptic membrane; cell surface
Molecular function (GO): X11-like protein binding; kinesin binding; calcium ion binding
Source: RefSeq, a predicted model, not a curated record